AGCGCUGGCGCAGUUGCAAACAAGCGGAGCUUUCCGAGGCUGUGGUGCUUUUUUGCAGCUGUCCAAUAGAGAGCGGAGCGGCCCCGGAAGUGACGCAGCGGAGGGUCAGCCUCCUUCCGUUUCUGGCCCGGCGAGAGAGCAUUGCGGAGACAUGAAACUGCUUACCCACAAUCUACUGAGCUCGCACGUGCGAGGGGUGGGGCCCCGUGGCUUCCCCCUGCGCCUCCAGGCCACCGAAGUCCGCGUCAACCCUGUGGAGUUCAACCCAGAUUUCGUGGCGCGUAUGAUUCCCAAAGUGGAGUGGGCGGUGCUUCUGGAGGCGGCAGAUACUUUGCAUCUGAUCGAGGUGCCCAAAGAGCCGAUUCAAGGGUAUGAGCAGGAUGAGACGUUUCUGAGGAAGAUGCACCACGUGCUGCUAGAGGUGGAUGUGGUGGAGGGGACCCUGCAGUGCCCAGAGUCUGGACGUGUGUUCCCCAUCAGCCGCGGGAUCCCCAACAUGUUGCUGAGUGAGGAGGAAACCGAGACUUGAUCGUGCCAGGCACCAGAUUUUCAUUCUGUGAUCGUGUGUACUUUGUUUAUAUCCUGUUUGUUAGUUUUGUCAUGUGCAUCCCCAACUUCUGACCCAGUAACACACCACACACAGUGUUCUUGAGCUCGAUAUAUUUUUUUCUCAUUAAAGGUUCAAAACCAAAA
Messenger RNA from Pteropus alecto (black flying fox), 693 nucleotides. RefSeq names its product tRNA methyltransferase subunit 11-2 (gene TRMT112). Gene Ontology annotation, biological process: rRNA (guanine-N7)-methylation; tRNA methylation; peptidyl-glutamine methylation. The transcript has 5 exons. The record is from RefSeq and is a predicted model, not a curated record. The coding region runs from base 152 to 529 and encodes 125 amino acids. Lineage: Eukaryota; Metazoa; Chordata; Mammalia; Chiroptera; Pteropodidae. Gene Ontology annotation, molecular function: protein heterodimerization activity.